AUGACGUCCCCACAUUCCUUGAAUUUCUCUUUUACUUCUCCACCUAGUAUUAAACGUAAUUCACUUAGUCAACUGCCACUUCCUUCCGGCAUGAGCACCCCUUCAUCUGCUAAUUCUCAGCCAGUCACACCCAAUCCAAGUAUCAUUCCUGCUUCAGCUGUGAAGCUGAGGAGUCCAGGCUCUCCACUAUCUUCUACAUUUCCUGUUUCCACAUUUACCUCUCCGCAAACACAUCCGAUGCACACGGGUUCGACACAUGCAGGUGGCGUCCAACCCUCUGCGUCGUUUUUCCAUCCAUCAAGACCCCAUUACUCUCCACCAGACUCGCCUUCGUCUUCACAUAUGCAUGCACGCGAAGAUAAAGACGUAUUUCAGCUUUCCGAACUCAAACGCCUUUCGGACAGUACCGCAGAUCACUCGGAUUUUGUUGGCGGAGAUACUAGUGACUUGUCGAUGCAAGAACAGCAGAUAAUGAAGGGAGUGAAGCAGAGUCGAGAACCACUUUUGCCUUUUGGAGAGGGUCCUCCAGUGGAUAUUAGGACGUCAAUGGCCAAAGACCGUUCAGACACUAAUUAUACUGUCAAACCUCAGCUUCCGCAUUCGAGGAUCGGUCUACGAACAAGUUUAGACCUUGUUUUCAACCUUCGCAGAGGCUUGUCUAUCGAUUCGCACAAAUCUACUUCCACGCCCAGUCCCGCUGCUCAGUCACAUCGUCGACAAGUGCAUUCCGUCUCUUCUGAAGGGGGCUUUGGCUCAAUAGGUGACAAGAGAAAGCUGCAUGAUGAAGAGAGGGGUUAUCCUACUACACACUUCGCUUCUCUCAGACGGCAACAUUCUAUCGCCUCCUCACACGACCCUUCUUCUUUUGCAACCACAUCCAAAUUUCCUCAGUCGGCUCCCAUACCGACAGGGUAUAAGCCUACUGGUUCAAAGAAUGGUCAAUCCUCGGAUGAAAAGACCCAGUUUCUCUUUGCUGUGCCUAUGUACACCCCUCAUGGCAAAAUCAUACGUAAAUGGCAACUACAUCCUUCACGGAAUAAAUUUUUUUUGAACGGACGUAUGCUUACCGGUGGUGAUUCGCCAUGGGCGUUUAUUGCCUCCUUCAGUGUGCUGUGUGCUAUCGCUGGCAUAUGGUUUGGUACGACGUGUCGGUGGUGGUGGUUACAGGAAGGAGCAGGGGGAAAAGUUUUGGUCUGUGUCGCAGGAUAUUUGACCUUGAUAGUGAUUACAAGUAUGCUGAAAACUGCUUUCACAGACCCUGGUAUAUUACCUCGGAAUCUUGAUCCUGAUCCUCCCUAUCCAUCGACUUCACCCUCAGACGGUGGUGUCCGGGCCCCUAUGCCUAGGGAUUUGAAAGUGAGGGCAGAUAUUGUUCGCGUCAAAUACUGCCCAACAUGUAAGAUCUACCGACCUCCACGUUCAAGUCAUUGCAAGAUGUGCGACAACUGUGUCGAUGGUUGUGACCAUCAUUGCCAGUGGGUCAAUAACUGCAUUGGUCGGCGGAAUUACACAACAUUCUUCGUCCUGCUCCUAACAGCGACACUGACUCUUUUUCUCGUCAUUGCCACAUCCGUCGCUCACCUGUAUUUUUUGACGAAACGAGGUAUCCCGGGGACACCCGGUCCGAUUAGUUUCGAGCAGGCUAUAGCAUCGACGCUUGGAGCUGGAAGUGCGGCUGUGUUUUGUCUAAGCGCAGUAGUCAUUUGGCCGGUAGCAGCUUUGCUGAGCUAUCAUAUCAGGCUAUUACUCUUGAAUAUAUCUACCAUUGAACAGAUUCGUAACCAAGCUCACAAGACGCUCGUACCGGGGCCCGCUCCACCAAAUCCUUUCUCGCAUGGCUCCUGGCGGCGGAACAUCCUGGCGGUGUUGUGUCGACCUCCAGGCUAUUCAUGGUUGGAUCCUAGUGCUAUCGCUACAGAAGACAGAAGAGAAAUCAAUCCUGGGUAUACCGCGGCGGUGACGACUGAACGCUGA
Messenger RNA from Lentinula edodes (shiitake mushroom), 1974 nucleotides. Its product is annotated as DHHC palmitoyltransferase-domain-containing protein. The transcript has 7 exons. Gene Ontology annotation, biological process: peptidyl-L-cysteine S-palmitoylation; protein targeting to membrane. The record is from RefSeq and is a predicted model, not a curated record. Lineage: Eukaryota; Fungi; Basidiomycota; Agaricomycetes; Agaricales; Omphalotaceae. Gene Ontology annotation, cellular component: Golgi apparatus; endoplasmic reticulum. The coding region runs from base 1 to 1974 and encodes 657 amino acids. Gene Ontology annotation, molecular function: protein-cysteine S-palmitoyltransferase activity.